CCCCCACCCGCUCCCUCCGCCUCCCACCAAUCCGCGCCUCCCGCAUCCGGCUCUCACUGACACCUCGGGCCCACAUGGCAGCCACACGCAAGCCCCGCUCCUCCUCGUCGGCCGCCGCCGCCGCGGGCGUCGUCGACCACCACCGCUUCCUCCGCCCCGGCGCCCUCGCCCGCCUCCGCGACGCCAGGCUCCGGCGCCGGAACCCCGCCGUCUCCCGCCCCGCCCCUCCCUCGUCGCCUUCGCCUUCCCCCGCCGCGCCCUCGUCGUCUCCCCCUCCUGCUGCGGCCGGGGACGGCGAGGGCGGCGCGGUGAUGCCGUACUUCGUGCCCGUAUCGAGGCUCCUCGGCCCGCGGUGCCCCCAGCGGAAGAAGCUCGCGGCGGCGAAGAGGGUGAUGCUCUUCGCGCCGCCGCCGCCGAGCCCGGACCUGCCCGUCGAGGUGGCCAUGGAGUUCCUCGGCUCGCCGGACAUGGUGGUCGCCGCUCACUAGGAGGGCGGAUCGUGAUGUAUUUGCUGCGAUAGACCUGUAGAUUUGGGGAUCUAGCUCUCCCUUGUUUCGAUAGUUUUGUGGUUUAUGAUUUUUUUUUUCCUUGUUUGGUUGUACUGAUAUGUGAAAACAAAGACAAAAAAGAAUACUUAUGCUUUGAUUUGCUAAAAAAAUACGAAAGUGACAGAAAAGAGUUGCAAUAUGACUGGAUGCUCUUACUGUGAUCUAUUGAAUGCUCUGUGAAUUGAAGCUAUUUUGUUCUUGA
Messenger RNA from Oryza sativa Japonica Group (Japanese rice), 750 nucleotides. Its product is annotated as vegetative cell wall protein gp1. The record is from RefSeq and is a predicted model, not a curated record. NCBI's taxonomy places the organism in Eukaryota, Viridiplantae, Streptophyta, Magnoliopsida, Poales, Poaceae.